This is a messenger RNA of Aspergillus puulaauensis, 438 nucleotides long. Its product is annotated as EthD domain-containing protein. The record is from RefSeq and is a predicted model, not a curated record. The transcript has a single exon. Gene Ontology annotation, molecular function: oxidoreductase activity. NCBI's taxonomy places the organism in Eukaryota, Fungi, Ascomycota, Eurotiomycetes, Eurotiales, Aspergillaceae. The coding region runs from base 1 to 438 and encodes 145 amino acids.
AUGGCAGCGUCCUCAAGCCAGAAGGACAUCCUCCUUCCUCGCCCUACCAGCCCCCUGAUCCGAGUGAGCUGUUUCUUCCGCAAAGAUCCUUCGAUAUCGCAGGCCGAGUUCGAUACCUACUGGCGGGAUACGCAUGGAACGCUAGUUGUCGCGUCUAAAAUCUAUCGCGACACCAGAAUCCAAGGAUACACUCAAGUCCACAACGCCCGCGAGCUUACCAAAGAGGCUGCAAAGAUGGGACUCUCAGUUCUCGACUUCGAAUGGGAUGCCUGCUCGGAGAUGUAUUUCCACAGCUGGGAGGACUAUCGCCAGUUUGCAGCCAGCGAUGAGAUGCGAGACGUUCUGGGGCCCGAUGGAGCGCGCAUGAUGGGCCCUGACAAGACAGUGAGGGCCAUUGUUGCUCUGGUUGAUCCUGUAUCCAGAGAGCAAGCACUAUAG